CUCUUACCAACGAAGGUUUUCUGUUCUUAUAUUUCCAUAUUAUGCCGUUUUAUGUACAUUAGACUGCUACGUGUGCUGGAUGCGAGGCUCUCUGGCGAUCGCGCACCUAAGAGUGUUCAUAUCAGUACCGUUUGAAAUGUUUGUUCUGUUCUCACGGAUCCCCCAAUAUUGAAGCACAUGGAUAGUAGAAAAACGUUCUUCUGCGUCUAUGCAUUAAUAUUUUCUUGAUGCGUGCAGUUUGGUGUUGGUUUCCAUACUUAAGUUAUUGAUGGAACCUAAAGGUUCCAGCAAAUUAUGCUCGAGACUGGUCAGACGUUCUAGGUACCAACCUUUUAAGGGAUAUCCUGGUCAAUCAAGUAUUGCACUUUUUCUCCAUUUUAUAGAAAUACGAUCUUUAGGGUGUAUUGAAGGGCUGGACGUCAUUGUCUUUGACAGAUGUUUACUUCAGAGUAUUUUAUUAACUUAAGUUCAUCCUCUGUCGACCCUAUGUAGACCAGACGGACAUCUUCACGUUUCAAACAAGACAACCUAAACUUUUUAAAUGGCUGAUAAUAAGAAAUUAACACAAUCCUGGCAAACACAGGCUACAUGCCAAAGAUGCACGGAGUCUUUCAUCGUUAUAUAAAUAUAACAUUUUAUGGUGUAAAAAAUAAUCAUGAUGUUUUAACUCGUCUCUGUUGAGGUUCUGUUGGUCUUCUAUAAUGUACUUAAAUAUGUGCAAGCCAUGGUUCAUCUUCCUAGACUACAGUAUAAAAUAGUCUCUGGAAUUUAUUAGCCUAGACAUGCAUUUGUAAGACAACAGCUUUACAAUUUCUCUGCAAAUUUACAACAUCUUGCCAGAGUGAGGUAGCGCUCAGCGAAUGACAGCAGAGUUUUUCGGGGCUGAAGGUCGCCGUUGUGGUUCACAUAUAAGUAGGCUAAAUAGCUCAAGUUCCUUUUUGUUGGUUAGUUAGGCCGUACCAUGUAAAUAUUGAAGUGUUUGUCUUUGCUAUGGAUUUCAUUUACCUUCUGUUGUUUCACGUUUAAAGGCUGAUCUGUAAAUGGCAGACUAGUAUAUGAUGAAGCUUUCAUCGGUCUGGUGUUGGAGAACCCAUGCGAUUAAAGGGGCCUUUAUAGACGAUUUGCUUUUCUUGGAGAACUUUGUUUCAAGCACUGCAGCCAGCUGCGAUAGAGGAUUCAUGGCUGCCAUUUGACCUACUGCAUACUGCUAUGAGACCAUGGCCAAAAGUAGCCUAAUUGGCAAGAAAAAACAAUACAACGCAAGAUUACUUGUGCAUUUCUGAAUGCGUGAUUGCAUGUGUCCAGUUAACCGGCAGAUUGACGUGAGCAUAGGGGAAGUCUGUGAACACCCAGUCAUCAGAUGUUAAACUUAAACUUGAAGUCUAUCGUUGUGCUUUACAAAAGACUCGGCUACUGAUUAAAACUGUUGGGGCUCUUGAACAGUUAUAGCACGCAAGGCGGUUGUGGUGGUCUUGUAUUCUGCAAUAUAGCCCGCACUGUUCUCAAAUGGCCUACAUUAUUUGGUUAAUACCACAUAAUGACGGUACUUUACACCCCGUGCCAUGUCUUAAGCUUUUAGUUCCUUCUCGAAUAUCUUACAAACUGUCUUUCUCGUGCCAAUGACAUCAUGUCACAUUUAAUUGUUUCACGACAAGCAUGGCUGCCAUAGCUGUCAAAACAUAUGAGCGAUUGACUGAAGGAAAACGUAGAUAAGCUGUGGUGGGCUAUUUAUUGGAUGUCUGAAGCAUCUAUGUGUGUUGGAUAAAUAAUAUUGGCUUUAAUGUGAGGAUGAUUGGGCUGUGCAACACCUGCUCAACAUUCCAGUUGUUGGACUCCGACAGCCUUUGAACGAUGUCUUGGCUAUUCCAUUUCACGCUGUGAUGCAACCCAGGAGUGUCUUUCUACAGCAGUCAUUGGUGUUCAGUGUCCACCUCUCAAAUCGGACCCAUAUGAAGAUAAAGCUGUCUGCUAUGGCAUGGAGAGCCAAGUGUUUCAUACCAGUCAGUGUCUACACUGUAGGCUUUGAGCCUAUAGCCAGGAGCGAGAAACAUAGUAGCCUAAGGGGAUGAGGGUUAGUCCGCAGGCAUUGUGUGCUUUUUAAAGGAUUUGUCCCAUUCUAUCAAAUACAGAUCCAAUACGUCACUUCAAUUUCCUUCUAGGAGGUGCCAGGCUGUUGCAUGAUCAAAUAACAAUUUCAGGUUUCCUAUCUAGUCGCGUCUUGCUUAUUUUUUUUUGAGCGCGCUUAAUUUACCGAGCUUGGCAUCCCGCCAACCUGUACAGCCCAAGUUGCUAUAGAAACGGUAAGAAUUUCCAUGUGUUUCUCUUUUUUUAUCGACGGAAUUAAGGUAGCCCUCACACACACGGACCUAGACAACCUUUCAGUGACUCAAUGUUGUUUUCACCGCUGAGUUGCCUUGCCGCCACUCUUGACGGGGCAUCGGCAUCUCCGUCCGCGCAAGGUAGGCUGUUUUGUAAGGCUAUGCAAAUAUGCAUCGGACCACAAGAAUCAAGAUUACAGAGCUUAACCCUCAUUUAAUGUGUGUGCUUUGUGGUGGAUAUUUCAUAGAUGCUACAACCAUCAUUGAAUGCUUGCAUUCAUUCUGUAAAAUGUGCAUUGUUCGUUACCUGGAAACCAGCAAAUACUGCCCAAUAUGUGAUGUCCAGGUUCAUAAGACAAAGCCUCUUCUGAAUAUUCGGUCUGACAAAACACUGCAAGAUAUUGUGUACAAGUUGGUGCCUGGACUCUUCAAAAAUGAGAUGAAAAGGAGGAGAGAUUUCUAUGCUGCACAUCCAUCAGUAGAUGCUACCAAUGGGUCAAAUGAAGACCGUGGAGAAGUGUCAGAUGAAGAUAAGCGAAUAAUCACAGAUGACGAGAUCAUCAGUCUCUCGAUUGAGUUCUUCAAUCCCAAGCCCAGAGCACAGAGUGGUGUGGAGGGCCAAGGAGCACAGGAGGAGGUGAAUAAUAAGAGAUACUUGCAGUGUCCAGCAGCAAUGACAGUUAUGCAUCUGAGGAAGUUUCUCAGAAGCAAGAUGGACAUACCAUGUACUUUUCAGGUUGAAGUAAUGUAUGAAGAUGAGCCACUAAAAGAUUACUACACAUUAAUGGACAUAGCCUACAUCUACACCUGGCGGAGGAACGGGCCGCUGCCGUUAAAGUACCGUGUUCGACCCAACUGCAAGAAGAUGAAGAUCAGUCACCCCCAGGACGGCCCCAACAGCUCCGUUCGGUCUGAGAGCGACUCGGCCAGUGACAAAGCCAGCAGUCCGGCCGCAGUUGUGCCCUCCACCUCCUCGCCGCUCCCCAGCCCGAGCCCCAGUGCCAACCCCCACCCCCACCCACCCCCCGGCCCCAACCCUGGGUCCAGCACCCCCGCGCCCCCCUCCCAGGCUGCCCACACUCCGUACCCCCACAUCUCCAGCGGCAUCAACGGCUCAUCUCCGGGCUGCGUCCCCAGUCGACAGUAUUCCUUUGGAAACAAAGUGCGGAAAGGUUCGCUCAAUGGCUCCUCUACGUCAUCAGGAUGACUGCAUACAUGAACUGCCCACCCCACCACCCCCACCCCCCCACAGACACACCAACUUUGCCCUGCCAACACCAGGCCCCUUGCCCUUCAUCAAGCCUCUGCAGUCCCAUUGUAGAUGUUCUUUUUAUUCUUUGGUUGUUGUCAUUUGUAUAUGACUAUGUAAGACUUGUAUGUUGAUUUGUAUGUAGUGAGUGCAAGACAUUUCAUCUGGAAUGUUGCUGGAAUUUUUUUAUUUCAACGUCGGCUUGCAGAUGAAGACUUUGCUCAUGACGGGCGUUCAUUUGAAUUGUUGGAAUAACGAUGUACUCAUAACAAAAAGUAUGAGAACUGUUUCUUUACAUAAAUGACUGAAGAAUAACCUUUUUAUAUAUUUUUACUUUUUGGUCUUAAUUUUUUUCCUAAGGCUGAAAUCAAAAUGUUGUCUGCCUGUACUGAGUGUGUAUUUCAAAGUCCAUUGUUUAUGAGAAGCAUGAGACACUUAGAGUAGGCUGCAUUUGAAUUUAGUUUACCUAUUUAAACAUUCCAGAUUAAUUUGGCCUGCAUUUUUAAAAACUGUCAAGGGCCACUGAUCCAAAAGUAAGGUCUGGUUGGGGGCCCCCCCUUAAAGAUGUUGAAAAGAGCCCUUAUCUGUUUGGGAUUUUGGACUAUGAAAAGGGUUACGCUCAUCUAUAAUAUGCUGUCUGUUCUUCAGUAGGAUGGCAUAUAUCAAGUGUAAAAAAUAAAGACUGUUUCAAAGAGGUCAACCUCUACAACCAUGUAUAUAGUUAAAUGCAUAUUUAAUAAGCAUUGACAUCUAAUGUUCAAAGUUUGAGAAGUUUGCAGCAGAGGAGGCCGCGAUGAAGCUCGGAUCUCAUCCUCCAUUUGGCUGUUUUGAUGUCUUCAGUGUUCAAUAUAGCCUAUUUGUAUCAGUCAACUGUAUGGACAACUGUUGUAUUGUGACUGUUGCACAGCAUAAAAACGUCUAAAUAAAACAUUUUACGCUUUG
Alosa sapidissima (American shad) is the source of this 4509-nucleotide messenger RNA. RefSeq names its product bmi1 polycomb ring finger oncogene 1a (gene bmi1a). Gene Ontology annotation, biological process: negative regulation of transcription by RNA polymerase II. Gene Ontology annotation, molecular function: promoter-specific chromatin binding. The record is from RefSeq and is a predicted model, not a curated record. The transcript has 10 exons. The coding region runs from base 2488 to 3525 and encodes 345 amino acids. Gene Ontology annotation, cellular component: PRC1 complex. NCBI's taxonomy places the organism in Eukaryota, Metazoa, Chordata, Actinopteri, Clupeiformes, Clupeidae.